UACAGAAACAACUAAAAAAGAAACAAACUCUUCCAUCGUCAUUCUAUUCCACCACUCUCUCUCUCUCUCUGUCUCUCUGUAUAUGUAGCUCCAUUAACUUCUCCUUUCUUUUAAUUUAUCUCACCUUUGUCAUGCAGUUGAGCUAGACAAUUUAACGAACACCUUUCAAACUUUUAACUUAACGGUUGCUACUCUACUACUUCUCCGACCAAAGAUCACUGAUUUCCGGCAUGAAACUCCCGCAAAAUCCAAAACCCAACUCGCUGCCGGCGGUCCUUUCGGGGAAAUGCCCAUAAAGCCAACCACGACCAAAGUUAAUGGACGAAACCCAACACCAUAAUGCAACAUAUGUCUGGUUCUAUCGUUGAACCGCCGAAACCCAUUACUACUUUUCACUCUUCUCUUCUUCCUCCAUCAAUGGCUUCCACAAAUUCAACCCCCUCUGACCCAUUCCCCUCCGCAGACGAAUUAGCAGCCAAGGCUGUCAACAAGCGCUAUGAAGGCCUUGUUACUGUUCGAACAAAGGCCAUAAAGGGGAAAGGUGCUUGGUACUGGGCUCAUUUGGAGCCUAUUCUGAUUCGAAAUCCCAGUACUAACAACCCAAAAGCCGUGAAGCUCAAAUGCUCGCUUUGCGACUCAGUUUUCUCGGCUUCGAACCCGUCGAGAACUGCCACUGAGCAUCUGAAAAGGGGUACCUGCCCAAAUAUCAGUUCCGUACUGAGACCCAAUUCGUCGGUUUCGCCAUUGCCGUUGACGACGUUGCCUUCUCCUUCUUCCCACAACCACAGAAAGCGAAGCUCCCAAAGUUGUAUGAGUCCUCCUACUCCUCAUCACGCUCCCCCUACUGCUUUAGAGGUUCAUUCUUUAGCAAUGGUUGAGUCGACCAGGUACUGCGGCGAGUUCGGGUACUUGCCAUCGCAGAACGCCGGCGGUGGUGCUAAUAAUACCGGAUUAUAUAACCACCAUUUGAUGUUAUCUGGUGGGAAAGACGAUUUGGGUGCUUUGGCAAUGUUAGAAAACAGUGUGAAGAAGCUAAAGAGUCCUAAAGCCUCACCGGGUCCGACUCUUAGCAAGGAGCAAAUUGACUCGGCGGUCGAGUUACUUGCCGAGUGGUUCUACGAGUCAUGUGGGUCGGUCUCGUUAUCGAGCCUUGAGCAUCCCAAGUUCAGGGCCUUCCUUAAUCAUGUGGGGUUGCCUGCUUUGUCUCGGCGCGAGUUUUCGGGUGCUCGGCUCGACGCGAAAUUUGACGAGGCCAAAGCCGAGUCUGAAGCGAGAAUAGAAGAUGCCAUGUUUUUUCAAGUUGCUUCUAGUGGUUGGAAGAGCAAGGCUUUGUGUAGCUUUCCUUGCGGAGAAGAAAAUUUGGUCAAGUUCACUGUUAAUCUUCCUAACCGGACUAGUGUUUUUCAAAAAGCCGUCUUUACUGGAGGCCCGGUGUCAUCAAAGUACGCUGAGGAGAUUUUGUGGGAUACUGUUACUGGGAUAUGUGGAGGGUCCGAACAGCGUUGCGUGGGGAUAGUUGCAGAUAAGUAUAAAGCCAAGGCUUUAAAGAAUUUGGAGGUUCAGAACCACUGGAUGGUGAAUCUCUCGUGUCAGCUUCAGGGCUUCGUUGGUUUGAUUAAGGAUUUCAACAAAGAGUUUCCACUUUUCAGAGUUGUCUCUGAGAAUUGCAAAAAGCUUGCGAAUUUUGUAAAUACAGAGAGUCAGGUUAGGAAUAUUUUCCAGAAGUACAAGACGCAGGAGCUUGAGUGUGCCGGGUUGCUUCGAGUUCCUUCGCCGAAAUGCGAUACUUCAAAGAACUUUGGACCAGUUCUUGCAAUGUUGGAGGAUGUGUUGAGCUGUUCCCGAGUACUCCAAAUGGUCGUGAUGGAUGAUUCUUGUAAGGUGAUUCUUGUAGAGGACCCAACAGGGAGAGAGGUUGUUAGGAUGAUUCAAAGUGAUGGCUUUUGGAAUGAAUUGGAAUCAGUUUAUUCCCUUGUGAAGCUGAUCAGAGGGAUGGCUCAGGAGAUUGAGGUUGAGAGGCCAUUAGUUGGGCAAUGCUUACCUCUUUGGGAGGAGCUAAGAGCAAAAGUGAAGGAAUGGUGUGCUAAAUGCAGCAUUGCCGAAGCACCUGUUGAGAAAAUAAUCGAAAAUCGGUUCAAAAAAAUAUACCACCCAGCUUGGGCUGCUGCUUUUAUACUUGACCCUCUCAAUUUGAUCAGGGACACAAGUGGGAAAUAUCUUCCACCAUUCAAGUGCUUGACUCAUGAGCAAGAAAAGGAUGUGGAUAAGCUCAUAACCAGGUUGGUUAGCAGAGAAGAAGCUCAUAUUGCAUUGAUGGAGCUUAUGAAAUGGAGGUCGGAAGGGCUGGACCCCCUUUAUGCUCAAGCAGUUCAGGUAAAACAAAGAGACCCCGUCACUGGAAAGAUGAAAGUUGCGAAUCCACAAAGCAGUAGACUUGUAUGGGAAACUUGCUUAAGCGAGUUUAAGACUUUAGGUAAGGUUGCAGUGAGGCUUAUUUUUCUUCAAGCAACCUCAUGUGGAUUCAAGUGCAAUUGGUCUUUCACAAAAUGGAUUUGUGUGCAUAGACACUCGAAGAUAGGUGUAGAAAAAGCCCAGAAGAUGAUAUUUGUAGCAGCUCAUGCCAAGCUCGAAAGACGGGAUCUUUCCAAUGAAGAAGAAAAAGAUGCAGAACUUUUUGGUGGUGGUAAUGUUGAGGACGACAUGCUCAAUGAGGUCUUUGCCGAUGCACCCUCCGUGUAAUGUUUUCUUUUCAAACUCUCGUCGGUUUCUCUGUAGCUUUAGGAUUUUUAUUUAAUUCUUUCUCUUCAUUUUAUUCUCUUCUUUCUUUUUUUUUCCUACCUUAUUACGUAUAGAUUAGAAAUUUUGAGGAAAUUAUGGUUUGCUGAACGACAAUGUGAAGGAAUUGAACAAAUGUAUUACUAAACCAGGCUUGCUGCAUGGCUCAAUGAAAUCAUUAAUCUUUCACUGAAAAAUUUACUAUGGAA
Humulus lupulus (European hop) is the source of this 2984-nucleotide messenger RNA. RefSeq lists its product as uncharacterized. The record is from RefSeq and is a predicted model, not a curated record. Bases 340 to 2739 code for a protein of 799 amino acids. NCBI's taxonomy places the organism in Eukaryota, Viridiplantae, Streptophyta, Magnoliopsida, Rosales, Cannabaceae. The transcript has a single exon.